AUGGCAAGCCUAGACGUUCAAGUUGAGAUGCCAAAGACCGUGCCUUUGCAACCUUAUGGAUGCCUGUUUGGCUAUGAUUGUCCACCUGGGAUUUCUCCAACAUUUUCUAAAGUUUCAUUCAUUGGAAAGAAGGUUACAAGCAGCCUUUUGUCCGACAUUCAUGUGCGAGAUGUCUUGCUUCUCGAUAGAUGUCAUGGAAUUUCUGGUGCGGAUGUCAGUCUUAUUAUAGAUCACAUCCAAAAUGUCAAGGUAUUGAGCUUCAAUGGAAGCUCUAUCCGUUCUAUUCCAGAGAGCAUAUCCAAGCUGAGAAACCUUCAAGUGCUUGACGUUCGAUCCUUCGAUGAUGUGCCUCAAUUGCCAGAUGCGCUCUUCAGCUUGACAUCACUGAAGGUUUUGAAAUGCGAUGAGAUCACAAAAUUCAACUUUGCAUUACUGCCCCAAUUAUUCAACUUGGAAGAGCUGGAGCUUCAUUCCGGUAAGGAGUUAGCUGUGGAUUUGAGUGGAAUUUCAAGCCUACACAAGCUAAGACAUUUAAAGCUAAACCUCUUCAAUAAUGCAACAAUAAAAAUACCUCACAGCCUUGGUGCACUAGAGGACAUUGAGACACUGGAGUUGCAGGCAAAGAGCAUGGACUUUGCCGAUUUCACCGGCCUGUGGCAACUUGUCAAUCUAAGACAAUGUCACAUUAGGGUGGAAUCGACUAUCAAACUUGACUGGAAACGAAUGUUUAAGAAUUCCAAACAGCUUCAGAACUUUACCAUUUAUGGGGUACAAGACGGUGAAAACAAUGCCGAAAGCCUCGAAUGGCUGCAGCUACAAUUUUUAUCCAUCACAAACAAUGAGACAAUGAAAGACCUGUCUUGGUUAAAGGGCUUUCAACGGCUACGAAAACUUGACCUAGACUGCAGUGGUAUCCAGUUCUUCAGUCUGGAUGGAUUGUUCCCAUGCCUCGAACAUCUGGAGCUUCGAAAUCUGCGCAUUGCACAGUCGGAGUUCAAGGAUGAUUUGGCAGCAAGUCUUCCAAAUCUGAAGAGGUUAACAUUCGUUGUGGCUCUUGAUAAUACAUGGGAGCAUUUGCCUCUCUUUGUGACACAACUCCCCAAAGACCUUGAUGGACUGAGAGUAGAAGGUUACAUGAGGAGACUCUUGAUGCCAACCGAGAGAUCACAGCUGAAGGUGAAACGGUUCACAUUAUCUUUGCGGAAGGGCUGUAUGAGGCAGCUCCCCAAUGAUUUCUUUGAGCCAACAGACCAGAUGACUCUUUUAAGAUGGGCGCACUUGAUGGGGAUCGAAAAUAUUCCAUCAUCCAUUGCAUCCCUUCCAGGAUUGGAGAUGCUUGGGCUCUAUGAUCAUGAUGAUGUAGUGUGGCCCCAAUUGAGUUCAGACAAUCACGGCCUUGGCUUAUUUCCAAGGCUCAAAGUCCUACGCUGCCGAAAAGGUACGAAAGUUCCACCAUGGCUUGAGGAGCGGCCGGAUCUCCAGAUAAACUUCAGGGAUGAUAUAGUUACGAAAGUUCCACCAUGGCUUGAAUCUUCGAAGGUUUACUAG
Selaginella moellendorffii is the source of this 1548-nucleotide messenger RNA. RefSeq names its product adenylate cyclase-like. Lineage: Eukaryota; Viridiplantae; Streptophyta; Lycopodiopsida; Selaginellales; Selaginellaceae. The record is from RefSeq and is a predicted model, not a curated record. The coding region runs from base 1 to 1548 and encodes 515 amino acids. The transcript has 2 exons.